AUGCACACCUUCUUCAAUGUAUCACCAACUCUAGAGGAGUGGCCGGAGCCGAUCGUGCCCGUCCAAUCCAUAUCAGAAAGCGGCAUCACCACCGUCCCCGACCGCUACGUCAAGCCGCCGCCGGACCGCCCGGCAGCCGCAGACACCCUCUCCUACGCCGACGAUACAUGGACCCACAACAUCCCGACCGUCGACCUCGCCGCCUCCGCGACCUCCGCGGCCGCCGCGGUCUCGGCGGCGUGCCGGGAGUGGGGGUUCUUCCAAGUGGUGAACCACGGGGUGGGGGAGGGGCGCAUGCGGGGGGUCCGGGACGCGUGGGGGGAGUUUUUCAGGCUCCCUGCGGAGCUCAAACGGUCGUAUGCGAACGCGCCGACGACUUACGAAGGGUACGGGAGUCGGCUGGGAACAGAAGUCGGCGCCGAACUCGACUGGGGCGACUACUUCUUCCUAAAUUUGCUUCCCGAGUCGGCGAAGGACUACGCCAAGUGGCCCACUGAGCCCCCUAAUUGUCGGGAAAUCACCGAGGAGUACGGACGCGAGGUGGUGAAGCUAUGCGGGGCGCUGCUGAGGUUGCUCUCCAUAAGCCUCGGACUCGGCGCCGACUUCUUGGAGAGGUCGUUCGGAGGCGCAGAAGAAGUCGGCGCCGCAUGCCUGCGGGUGAGCUACUACCCGAAAUGCCCCCAGCCCGAGCUCACGCUGGGCCUCUCGGCCCACUCCGACCCCGGCGGCCUCACCGUCCUGUCGGCCGAUGACCGCGUCUUGGGCCUCCAGGUUCGGAAGGCCGGCAGGUGGAUCACCGUGCGGCCCCUGCCCGGCGCAUUGAUCGUUAACGUCGGCGACCAAAUUCAGGUGAUAACCAACGGGAUUUAUAAGAGCGUGGAGCACCGAGUGGUGGUAAAUGCAGUGGCGGAGCGGCUUUCCAUCGCCGUGUUUUACAACCCUAGAAAUGACCUUCUGAUUGGGCCUGCGCCGGAGCUCCUGACACCGGAGCAGCCACCGCUCUACCGUCCCAUGACUUACGGUGAGUAUCGCAUGUUCAUCAGGAAGAACGGGCCCAAAGGCAAGGUGCAGGUCGAGUCGCUUAAGACCGUUUAAUCAAUUGAUCUUAUCGAUAAAAAUGUAAUAAAGGUGCAUGGAUUGUAGAAGUGCUUCCUAGCUAAACUAUUGUACAUAUAUAUUAAUAUAGUAUGAUCCUCAGCUAUGAUCCUCUAAUUAUGAGAUGUGAAUAGUACAUAUUAUAGAGUUUUAAAUUUUCGAAUUAAAUGCUAUUCAACCUAUCUUUGCUAAAUUCUAAGCAUCCAAAGAUUACAAAGUCUAAAGUAUGUAUUAUUCACGUAUUAAUGAGAGGAUUGUAGUUGGACUACUCUU
Molecule: messenger RNA, 1368 nt
Organism: Ananas comosus (pineapple)
Lineage: Eukaryota; Viridiplantae; Streptophyta; Magnoliopsida; Poales; Bromeliaceae
Product: probable 2-oxoglutarate-dependent dioxygenase ANS
Exons: 4
Coding region: 1-1095 (364 amino acids)
Source: RefSeq, a predicted model, not a curated record